Molecule: messenger RNA, 1278 nt
Organism: Protopterus annectens (West African lungfish)
Lineage: Eukaryota; Metazoa; Chordata; Ceratodontiformes; Protopteridae
Product: vomeronasal type-2 receptor 26-like
Exons: 2
Coding region: 1-1278 (425 amino acids)
Biological process (GO): G protein-coupled receptor signaling pathway
Cellular component (GO): membrane
Molecular function (GO): G protein-coupled receptor activity
Source: RefSeq, a predicted model, not a curated record
AUGGUUAUAUCUAGGGGUUAUAAGUUAGAGAAUGUGUAUGGAAGUUUACAGAAAAUAUUUAAUAAUGAGCAAAGAAUGAUGGAAGUUAGAGUAGAUAGACCAAAGGGUAGAAAAACAGGAGUUGUAGAGAAAACAUUGGAAAAUGAGACUAUGUUCUUUGUCACCAAAUAUACUAUAUUUUCACAAAGAAUGAUAAAGGUGAUCAAAGAAUAUUGGAAACAAAUUAGAAGGGAUGCCCAGUCAUUGUCACAAAUAGAAUUAGGAAUUUCUUACCAAAGGGGGCGAAAUUUAAAGGAUUUCCUGGUGCAUGAAAAAUAUGUAAGACUAAUAGAGAAAAUGCUGAAAAAUGUGGAAAUGAAAGGAACAUUUCCUUGUGAUGCCACUGACUGUAUAAAAUGCUCAGAAGACUCAUGGUCUGAUGAAGGAAGAAGAAUCUGUGUUCCAAAGGUUGUAGAGUACCUGUCAUACAGCGAUCCACUGGGUGCAGCCCUGACGUCUGUUACCAUUUUUCUUUCUCUCAUUCCUGCCUUUGUACUUUGGAUUUUCAUUACAUAUCGUGACACACCGAUAGUAAAAGCAAACAACCAGAAUCUCAGCUAUUGUUUGCUAGUAGCUCUCAGCCUUUGCUUUCUCUGUGCAUUAAUAUUUAUUGGAAAACCAAGCAAGAUAACCUGCUUUAUCAAACAGUCUGCAUUUGGCAUAGUAUUUUCAGUUUGUGUCUCAAUUAUUUUAGCAAAAACAAUUACAGUUGCUAUUGCAUUUGGUGCAACAACUCCCGGAAGUUUCCAGCAGAAGUGGGUGGGAUCCAACACACCAAGUUUCAUAGGACUUCUUGCUACUGUUUUAGAAAUUUCUAUUUGCUCCAUUUGGCUUGGAUAUUCAUCACCUUUUCCAGAGGAAAACAAAGACUCAUAUAAAGACAAAAUAAUCAUAGAAUGCAAUGAAGGAUCUAAAAUAAUGUUUUACUGCAUGCUUGGAUACCUUGGUCUACUGGCAACUGUAUGUUUCAUAGUUGCUUUUUCAGUUAGGAAACUGCCAGACAGAUAUAAUGAGGCUAAAUUCAUUACAUUUAGCAUGUUAGUUUUUGUUAGUGUCUGGCUGUCAUUUAUUCCAGCAUACCUGAAUACCAAAGGCAAAUAUGUAGUUGCUGUGGAGAUAUUUGCAAUUUUGUCCUCAGGGUUUGGGUUACUGAGUUGCAUUUUUUUCCCAAAGUGCUUUAUUAUUCUACUGAGGCCUGAUUUAAAUACAAGAGGAACUAUUACACAGAAAUCCCAUUAA